AUGUAAAAUAGAGAUGAGAUGAUAAAACAGUUAUAGAAUCUACAAGACCCCUAUGUACUGCAACGUCAGAGGUAAUAGGAUGUCAAAAGGAAAUACGAGUAAUUGUUGGCAUAAGUCAAUUUGAUGUAUGACGAGGAUGGAAAGGAGCGUCAAUAUUCAGUUGAUUUUCAGAGAUUCAUUCAUUUCUAUAAAUAUCUGGCUCGUCGACCAGACAGCGAAUAGUCCAAUUAAUCAGUGAUAAACAGGUUAUAAUUAUGGGUACCUGACACGAUAGUGCUGAAUGAUAGAGAAAUGCCGAAUUAUUGGUUAUAUUCAGAUUCAAGAGGUUACGUAUUUAGAACAGAUACCUUUACAUCCAAAAAAAUGUUAUUAGCAAAUUGGCCAAUUACACAUCCCCCCGAUGAACUUGUAGCAGUGGUUAAAAAACAAUAGUUUCGCAACAUGGAAUUAGUUAGGCAAUGA
This is a messenger RNA of Paramecium tetraurelia, 462 nucleotides long. RefSeq lists its product as uncharacterized. The transcript has a single exon. The record is from RefSeq and is a predicted model, not a curated record. Lineage: Eukaryota; Ciliophora; Oligohymenophorea; Peniculida; Parameciidae.